Molecule: messenger RNA, 951 nt
Organism: Lottia gigantea (owl limpet)
Lineage: Eukaryota; Metazoa; Mollusca; Gastropoda; Lottiidae
Exons: 3
Coding region: 1-951 (316 amino acids)
Source: RefSeq, a predicted model, not a curated record
AUGAGGAUAGCUGUUUAUAGCCUCCUUGCAUUCUGGCUUGCAGCCUCGUUGGUUACUGGAAGAUCUACGAGGAAACAACGAUCAACAUUUCAGCAAGAUCCACUGUGGCUCCUGACUUCACAAUCGCCACAAAGACUAGAUACAUACCAAUUUACAACCAGUCCAUUUGCUAACUGGUUUACUUCCGAUACAUUUGGUCAGAAUAAUAACUAUGGAUCUAGGAAUGCUAAUCAGUGGAGAACUAGUGGAUCUAAUACGCGAGCUACUGGUGGGUCUAAACCCACGGCUAUAACCAGAAGAAGAUCUAAUACGAAAAGCGAUCCAUGGCCCGACAAUAACGGGAGGGCCAACACUCAAUGGGCGCAAACGCAAGGACGCAAAAAGAAACCUGAAAGAAAUACAAAAUAUGCCAGUAAUACCCGUGUAACACCUGCCAAUAGAGUUAACAGCGGACGUGCCAACACCGACCCGUGGCCAAACAACAACAACGGACGUGUCAACAACGAUCCAUGGCCAAAUAACAACAACGAACGCACAAACAACGACCCGUGGCCAAAUAACAACAACGGACGCACCAACAACGAUCCAUGGCCAAAUAACAACAACGGACGCGCCAACAACGACAAACAAAAAGAACUUGUUGCUGAAGAUUUUAGUUUCUACAGCACACACUAUAGUUUAGAUGAUGCUAAAGAACCAACACGUUCUGUUGAUGAAUAUCUUCUGUCAGUAGAUUGUGAAGAUGUCACGAAUGAUGGACAAAACAUCAACCUCCAAGAUACACCUUCAAAUAUUUAUUGCUGGCAUACUGAUUCCUUUUUAAAUGGAGGAUUGGCAAGACAUACCAACUGUAUUCAACUUGACGCUUACUUGAUAGGUCGUUUCAUUGUGGAAUUAAAUCCGAGGAAAAAGAAACGAGGAAUUGUGUCGACUUCAUCUGUUCGUAAAUAG